Cucumis sativus (cucumber) is the source of this 767-nucleotide messenger RNA. RefSeq names its product protein RALF-like 34. The transcript has a single exon. NCBI's taxonomy places the organism in Eukaryota, Viridiplantae, Streptophyta, Magnoliopsida, Cucurbitales, Cucurbitaceae. Bases 100 to 477 code for a protein of 125 amino acids. The record is from RefSeq and is a predicted model, not a curated record.
UCACACUCUCACUCUCUUCUCCUCCAUCUUCAUGUGACAUUCAUCUCUCUCUCUCUAAACCCCCCCAUCUCCUCCUUCUCUCCCUUCCCCAAAUCUCCAAUGGCUUCCAAAUCCCUCCUCUUCCCCCUCUUCACCCUCCUCCUCCUCUUCCUCUCUUCCUCCUCCGCCCACCUCUCCGUCGACACCUCCCUCAAACUCAUGGCCGACGCCCUCGAAUGGCCCACCACCACUUCCCUCAUCCAAUCCCCCACUGAAGACGACCUCGACGACGAUCUCGACCUACAACAAGACCCCCGCAGAUCUCUCUUCUGGAGGCGAGUCCACUACUACAUUUCCUACGGUGCCCUCUCCGCCAACCGGAUCCCUUGCCCACCCCGCUCCGGCCGCCCUUACUACACUCAUAACUGCUACAAAGCUCGUGGCCCUGUCAAUCCUUACACCCGCGGCUGCUCCGCCAUCACUCGCUGCCGCCGCUGAUCUCUCUCUCUCUCUCUUGUAAAACCCCGUCGUAUCCCCCCUCUACUCCGAAUUUCUUCCUCUCCUCUUUGUUUUGUCGUUUUUUUUUUAGUGCCUUGGAGUUCGACAACGGAGACGACAUGUAGUUUUGGGGAUUUCCUUAUUUUAUAUUACUUUUUUGUUUAUUGUUCCGCAAUCUAGGGUCCGGAAAACGACGUGGUUUUGUUGGUUGGCUAUUUAAUUAUGAUAAUGAUGUGUACUUUUAUAUCUGAACAAGAUUAUAUAAAUUCAAGAUUGUUUUAUCAUUAUCA